GAGCAUCAGACGCGAGAACAACAAUGGCGAAGCAGUGAUGGUGAAGUGUUGACAAAUCUUGCAAGAAGAUGCCAACACCGGGGAGAGGUCCAGGCAGACCUCCAAAGAACCCACGCACUUGCACGUGGUGUUCGGAGGUGAAGUCACAAUUGAAAUAUGUGUUCCCAACGAGCUCAGGAAAACGAGAAUUCUGCUCGGAAACGUGCCUCUCGGAGUACAGAAAGGCUCUUCGGAAGGGCACUUGUGCCAACUGUGACAAUGUCAUCCGCUCGACGCCAGUCAAGUGUGAGACUUCAUCAGGCCGUCGGCGUGAGCUGUGCAGCAAUGAGUGCCUUAAGGCCUGGGCCAAAAAAGAGAAGGACAAAGAGCAGCAGGGAGACACGGAGGAAGAAGCGGGCGUGGCCUCCUCGUCCUUCUCCUCGAUGACGAGCCCGCCCUCCAGCAUGUCCCCCUCCUCGGGCAACGGUGUGUCACCCAACGAGAAGGCCUCCCUUGGCCCGGAAGCAGCUGCGGGUAGGAAAGGGCGGGGUCUGAGUGCCGCAGCUUUGGCACAGAUAGAGGCUGCUGCAGAGUUCAAUUGGGAAGACUACCUCAGGGAAACCAACUCCAUACCCUCACCUGCCAAAUGCUUCAAACAGCACAAAAUCCCCCCCAAGAAUGAGUUCAAGAUCGGCAUGAAACUGGAGGCCUUGGACCCGCGAAACCUGACGUCCACUUGCAUCGCUACAGUGGUAGGCACACUAGGCCCUAGGCUGAGACUCAGGCUUGAUGGCUCUGACAACAAGAAUGACUUCUGGCGCUUGGUAGACUGCAACAAUGAGAUCCACCCUAUUGGACAUUGUGAGGAGCAUGGAGGAAUGCUGCAACCACCCCUUGGCUUCCGCAUGAACGCAUCAUCCUGGCCAAUGUUCCUCCUAAAGACGCUGCAGAAUGCAGAGGUUUCCCCUCCACACAUAUUUCGCACAGAGCCGCCCACGCCUGCCAAGAACUACUUUGAAGUUGGCAUGAAGCUAGAAGCGGUUGACAAGAAGAAUCCCCAGCUCAUUUGUGCUGCAACUGUUGGUGCCGUGAACGGAGAUAUGAUCCACGUGACUUUUGAUGGCUGGAGAGGUGCCUUUGAUUACUGGUGCCGCUAUGAUUCAAGAGAUAUCUUCCCUGUGGGCUGGUGUGCUAUGUCAGGGCACCCUCUGCAGCCCCCAGGCCAGAUGUGUGCCGUGAACGGAGAUAUGAUCCACGUGACUUUUGAUGGCUGGAGAGGUGCCUUUGAUUACUGGUGCCGCUAUGAUUCAAGAGAUAUCUUCCCUGUGGGCUGGUGUGCUAUGUCAGGGCACCCUCUGCAGCCCCCAGGCCAGAUGUGGGGCCCUCCCAGCAGCCGUUACAAGGCACGGGUCCUGAACAUCCCUCCUCCCCUGGCUGGUUCCUCCAAGUCCCCGGAAGUGCCCUCAGCGACUGCAGCAAACGACAAGAGCCCCUCGUCUGUGGCCAGCUCGCCCCUGGCCAAGUCUGGUGGCCGUGGCAGGCACCACUCCCCCUCCCCACCUCCAGGCAGCCCCCCCUCCUCCCAGCCACAGUCCACACCCACCAAGGCAGGCUUGCUGCAGAACUCAUCCUCAUCAGCAAAGUCAUCCACAUCCACCUCUGCCAAGUCAUCCUCGUUAAGUAAACCAUCAUCAACCAGCAAGUUACCCCCCUCAUCCUCAUCCUCGUCAUCACCUUCGCCAUCAGCUCCAGCGCUCACAGUCAGUCAGUCGAGCGGCAAGCCCACCUCAUCUACUAAGUCAUCUACAUCAUCGGGGUCGCCUGCCAUGACCCCGCUCACUUCUACGCCCACCAAGACUCCUGCAGGAUCGGGAGGAUCGGAAGGUGUCAAUAGCACCCCCAGUGCCAGCCAGUCCACUGUACCACUCCCCAAUACGGGAACGUCAGCAGCCAUCACGUCCUCCACCACGCCCUCAGCUCUCCCACACCCAUCUAACCCCAGAACGCCUGAGCCCCCAACAUCGCCUUCCAUCACUUCCUCGCAGAAACCCCUGGGUGCCUCGUCAUCCUCCACCACCUCCUCCUCAUCGUCCUCUUCGUCCUCUUCGUCACCAAUGGUUGCCGGGCCGGAGUCAACAAUACCUGUUCCUCAACAAAAAUCACCAAGUAUAACAGUUACAGAACCAGAUACCUCGACUGUCCACAAAUUAAGUGCCUCAGUUGUCGUUUAUGUUAAUCAUGGCUGCACGUGUGGACCAUACCUGGACUCUGGUCGCGUGAGCGAGCUCCCUGUCCAGUUUGGGCCAGGGAGCCUCAACCGUGUUGUGCGAGAGUCUGUCCAAGCCCUGGUUGAUGCCGCCCCUGACCCUCGUGCAGUCACUUCCCUCCUACCUCGUGGCAACGGCAAAGUUAUUAUCAAAGAUGGGGAUGCAGAAACCCAUCGACUAACAUCUCUAGAGAAAGUGGAGGAUUUCUGGAGUGCUCUGGAGUCACUCUUUGAAGAUCUGAUGUGCUGUGAGAACUUUUACACACAGCAGCCAAUCACCCAGUGUACCAAGUGUGCGCGGCAGAGUCCUGCACAAUUCAAAAGGGACCAAGAAGCAGCCCAGCAUGUGGCAGUGUCCAACAACAAGCGACCAGCCUCCAGUGAGCCCAGUGAUGUCCUCAGUCCAUCAAAAGUUGCCAAACGAGUAUUACAAGAGCCAUCCCCCUCUUCAGCAAGCGAGCCUGGGCAGAGCCCCCGACCAAGAGGUGACCCGGCCGAGUGGACCGUGGAGGAAGUCAUCACUCACAUAGCGGCCACUGACCCUGCCCUGGCCAAUCAUGCUGACCUCUUCAGACGGCAUGAGAUUGAUGGGAAGGCUUUGCUGCUGCUCAACAGUGACAUGAUGAUGAAAUACAUGGGACUCAAGCUGGGCCCAGCCCUCAAGAUCUGUAACCUGAUCAACAAAAUCCGUGGACGCAAGCACCUCGUCACCUAACAGCGCUGGAGCUAUGUUUUUCGCCCAACGCCAGGCACCAGAGAGAGGAAUUACUCAGAAUUUUGUCUUGUGGAAUCAUUUAAUGAGUGGCUUAUCUUUAAUGUUGUUUUAUUUUUCAUUGUAGUAGUUUUUUUAUUUUUAAAAUUAGAAUUUUUUUUUUUUAGGUAUGGGGAGUAGUUCCGUUAUCAGAUUAAUUAUUAUUAUUUUUGCUACAAAAGAAGUCUGGUUAAAUCCCCCUCAUAAAAGCUAACGUUCAAAGAGUUAAAGGAAAAUUCGAGACAUUAGGAGCAGCAUAAUGCACUGGAAACCUCUGGAACGAGAUGUGAAGUAGACCUUUUUAUGAAAUGAAACAUCCAAGUGUGACAAGCAGUUAUGCCUGCAGUGGGUAUGGCUUUCAUGUGAAUGACGGGUGGGCGUUCUACCUGCAGAUUGAAGUCUAGUGGAAGCAUUGUCCUGUUUAUUUUUUUUCUUUUUUCUUUGGACACAAGACAAGCUCUGAGAUUUCAUGGAUGUGUCUAACAGAGUGAUGAAGGUGGUGACAAUGCAACUUACUCUUUUGCUCUCAUCUGCUGCUGUCUUUGGUUUGUGGGCAGUUGUUUUGUAAGCAAAUGACUAUCAUAACAGGAGAACGAGCCUUACAAAGAAAAAAAAAGAUAUAAGAUAGGAAGAAGAUUAAAGAAUUUAUGUAGAUAUUUUUAUAUACAGUCAUGCAUUUAUUGCUUACCAUUGCUUGCAAUUAUAGUGCAAAUUACUUUUUGACGUUUACAACUUUGUCGUGUUUGGUGCGUCCCUCUUGCCCCCCUCGCCCCCUUUCCUCCCUCCCUCCAAUGACUCUCUCAAUGUUGUAGAAUCACCAGUAGUUGUAUUUUACUCCUGUUAGGUGUUUCAUAUCAGCCGUGGAAGUGCGCGCUGGCCAUAUCAAAACUCACCGAUCUUAUGCAAGUAAAAUCAAGACUUGGAUAAAAGGGAGCCUGCUGUGUGGGGUGCCCGCCGUCUCAAUGCCUCACACGUGACUUCCCUUGUCUUGUCUCUCCCUUGCCCUUAUUCAUCUUUUUCUCUCCUCCUCCUCCUCCUCCUCACACUUGUAGUCUUGCAGAAAUCUUUGCAUUUGCCAGUGGUUGUAAAUGUUUACUUUUUCAACUUAGCUUUAGAAGAGCUGUAUCACUUAAGAAGAAAAAGGAAAAAAUUGUUUGUGAAAUAAAGUAAAGCGAUAAUUUUGACACUAUAUUUUGUAAGGAGUAAUUUCUAUUAGUCAAGAUAUGACGUGGGAGUGUCUGCCAGCAACAUUUAUUGCAAUUAUGUUCUCUACUUGUAGAGGUUUAGGGAUGUGUUGAUCCUCUGAAAUGUCUUCUCUUGUUUUGUCAAACACAUUUCACCAUUCUUUUCUCUUCCUUGCUGCAGGUAGGAGCAGUUGUCCAGGCAUUUUUGUGUUUGAUGCAGUCAUUAUUUACAAAUGGGAGAAAAGACAGUAGAUUAUAAGAAGUUGAUGUAUAUGGCAGUUACAGCACAUUUCUUGCAGUAGAACAGUGCAGGAACAUUUGAAGAAAGUUCAGUACUUUUUGUCAUAAAUACUAAUAAUCUCUUGUGCUCUAAGAAUAUGGACAAAGUCUCAAACAAAUUAUUUUAUAAUCUUGAUUAAAAACAUGAGAUGGUUGGGGCUGCUUAUUCAAGUGGAUAGGUCUUUUAGUUGUUUUCCUGUUCAGAGUUGCGUGCAGAUGUCACAAACUGGGUCCAGAGAUCUUUCUACUGCUACAUCUGUAAACUAUGCCUUGGUAAUUAGUACCUUCUAGAAGAUCAUCAAAUGUAUUUUAUUUUUUUAAUUAAUGUAUAUUUAUUCUUGAGUGUAGGAAGUUCUCUCUGGGAUUGUGGUUGUCUGACAUCAAGUCGAGCCAUUGGGGUGAGGGGCAUGUGGCUUUCAUCGGCAGUUGGGAAUGACAGGGCCCCUUAUCCGUAAGGCCACAGGGUUGAGCUUGACUUGUAUGGCAUACUCCAGGGGACAAAGCAUUUUGUCUUCAAUUGUAGGAGUUCAUUGGCUUUUUAUUGUUUUGUUCCCCCAAAUUUUAGACCAAAUUCUUGCAAUCCUGCUAACACACACACACUCCCACUUAUGCUUACACUCACACUCACUCUCUUACACUCACAUGCUCACUCAAACUCUGACUCUGACUUGUACACUCACACUCACAAACUCAUCCUCACACUUGCACCUAUACCCAUGUCCAUGCUUACACCCACAUCUAUACCCGAACUCGUGCAUAUAUGCAUGUACAUAUUCACACUUGAUCACAUGCAUACUUGCUCAGUGACAUACGCACACGCACACAAAUAAUAAAUACCCCAGCAGUGUCCACAUUUACACCCCUGGAAAUGACCAGACCAUUCCAAACAUUCUGUGGAAGUUGAUGUGAAUCAGGUGAGGGCACAGGAAAAGCACUUGCUCAUUCCACCAGGAUGCCCUUGCAGAGGCUUGGAAGCUGAGCUGUAGAGGCAGUUUACUAUUCCCAUCUAAUCAUUUUUAUCCCAUGGCACUGAAUUUAACAUCACAAGGAAGGAGGGAGGACCCAGGCAUUGUGGACUCUCCAUGUGUGGCUGUGAGGUGUGUGUGCUUAUUUUGAAAGGCUGAGAAAGUUUGUUUACGUGUGUGAUAUUGCUUUAAAGCAUGAUUAUCCCUGAGCAGGGCUAUUAACGAAUGUAUUAUAGGUCAUCUAUUCCUAACAUGUUGAGUUUCAUUCUUUUGUCUGUUCUUUUGGUUUUGACUAUAUGUUAAUGCUUGUUUACUUGUUUUGGAUAUUCCCAGAAAAGAACAGAGAGGCUUGGAUAUACAGGAUAAGUCAUUUGUAUCCAAAGGUACAACCUGAAGGGGCCCACCGUCAUAUUAACCAUGUGAGUUUCGUGCUGAUGUUUCAUGCAGCACAAGUUGAUUCCUCUUGGAUGGGUGAAGCCGCAAAAGUACAAGACAAACUCGCGUGGAAAGCACACGCUUCUGUUUAUAAUGUAUCCCAGAAUUGAUUGAGAUUAUUUUCUCUCUCUUCUAUUUUUAGUGCGUGUUACUUUAGUAUUUCUCCCCGUGUCCCCAGAUGUGAAGGGGUUCAAAAUUUGUGAUAUUAGAUUAAGGCUGGUCUGCGUGAUGCUAGUACAAUUUUAAAGUUCAUCUAAGACAUACUUUUCUGAUAAAAGCUACAAAUGACUUCACAGAUGCUAGCCUUUGCAUAUUUUUAGCUGUGAAAGCCACAGAAAGAUGGGGCACAGCAACCGCUCAGCUUGUGUCUAGGGUGAAGGCGGAGAGAGAUGGUGGUGGUGGCAGGAGCUGCAGUUGAGCUUGGCAGGAUAACAGGACGCAAUUCCAACCACACAGGAGUGCCGAAAUGGCCAACUAAGAUGUUCCUUUUGGUUGAAUUUAUUUUCUCUGAUGAAUAUCAUCCAGCAUGUAGUUGACAGGAGCUGAGGUUGAUAUUUACAAAGUUCAGUUUACAAGGAAUUUCAUCCUCGGCUUAAGAAAAUACAGCUUUGCCAACAAAGGAGUUCUAGAAGUAAGCCUUGGAUUUGAGUUUGCCUUUUUUGUUUUUCUCCUUGCUGCAGCCACUGUGUGAUAGGUAUUCCUUUAUCUGAAUAGGUUGUUCAUAAUUUCAUCAGAUUUGUUGCCAAAAUGUGGAAAAGAAAUUCUUGUUUAUUUUACUUGCACUGUAGACACUGCAAUUACAUAUUUUAUACCAAGUCAGGAAUCCUUCCAUGUAAGAUUCUCCUCCAAAUCUGUUUAAUUGUUGCUUCUUGGAAGGCAGGAGACUACCAGAGGCCUUGCUGCCUUUCAUCUAGAGGCAGUUGCAGUAUUGCAUCUCAGGCACUGUAACUAGUGUAUGCCCCAAGAUGUUCAGAUGCACUAGAGACUAAGUGUUGAUACAAGUCCUGUUUUAGAGAGAUGAAAUCUGAAUAUGGGAGAACACAAGAAGGAAGGCAGGAUGAUCACUUAAAGUGUUACUGUGGCUUUAAGUUUGUUUUGUCUAGGGUGACAAUGAUCAGGAGGUGGCAACCCACAUCACCAUAGAUUUCGUGGGAGUAUGUAUGCCUGCGAUUUAUCUUUUUGCCUAAUAUUUAGCAGUAGAGAGUGUUAAAAAGACUGACAGGAAAAAAGUGAGAGAAAAAGCGAGAGAGAGAGCAAUAGGGUUGAGUCAUUAGUGAGAUAUUAGUUUAAUUAAAGAAGAAGAAAGUGAAUAUGUAAGAAAGAAAGUGAAUAUGUAAAAAAUAAGAAAAAUGUUAAAAAAAAAAAAAAAAAAAAAAAAAAAAAAAAAAAAAAAAAAAAAAAAAUUGCCUUGGCACAUCUUACAAAGAAAAGCAACCCAAUUCAUGUUCUCAGUCUGAAUGGCAAGGAAAGUUUUCCUUGUCUCUCAUUUCAUCACUAUUAUUAUAGUUUGUUUUUAUUUUUAUUUUUGCCCCAAUGAUUAAGGAUCAAAAGAAAAGAUGUUCUCACUAUGAGGAGGAAAGUGGAUCUGUUCGCUGUUUUUCGUACCAGCACUGGAGUCCCUGACUUUGUAUACAUAAUUGCUGGGAGUCAUUGUAAACAUUAUGUAAUAUAUUUGGAAAUUAAA
Molecule: messenger RNA, 7543 nt
Organism: Penaeus indicus
Lineage: Eukaryota; Metazoa; Arthropoda; Malacostraca; Decapoda; Penaeidae
Gene: Scm
Product: polycomb protein SCMH1-like
Exons: 15
Coding region: 69-2960 (963 amino acids)
Biological process (GO): negative regulation of DNA-templated transcription
Cellular component (GO): nucleus
Molecular function (GO): histone binding; chromatin binding; zinc ion binding
Source: RefSeq, a predicted model, not a curated record